This is a messenger RNA of Aptenodytes forsteri (emperor penguin), 793 nucleotides long. It is a transcript of the gene APRT, whose product is annotated as adenine phosphoribosyltransferase. The record is from RefSeq and is a predicted model, not a curated record. The coding region runs from base 1 to 750 and encodes 249 amino acids. Lineage: Eukaryota; Metazoa; Chordata; Aves; Sphenisciformes; Spheniscidae. Gene Ontology annotation, biological process: AMP salvage; adenine salvage. Gene Ontology annotation, molecular function: AMP binding; adenine binding; adenine phosphoribosyltransferase activity. Gene Ontology annotation, cellular component: cytoplasm. The transcript has 7 exons.
AUGACAUGGGCUUUUACUGAAGAAAUUGGAAUUAAUAUCGCCAAGAAGGAGGCUGUCGAACUUGGGGCGCUCGCUGCCGCGUGGAAGCUGGCAGUUCUCGAACUGACGGCGUCUGAGAGGCCUGAUCCUGCACCAGAGGAGGAGAGAUCCCCCCAGCUGCUUCUUCACCCGGCUGCUGGACGCGAAGGGACCGGUGGGAGCCCUUGGCAGCUCGUCCUGGAGCGGCUGGGGAGGGUGCGCGACCGGGUGCGGUCCUUCCCCGACUUCCCGGUGCCCGGCGUGCUCUUCCGCGAUAUCAGCCCCUUGCUGAAGGAUCCUGCGGCUUUCGGGACUUUGAUUGAUCUUCUGGAAGAUCAUUUGAGGGCAUCUUUCCCCAAAAUCGACUUUAUUGCAGGCCUGGACUCCCGUGGCUUCCUCAUAGGCCCCUCCCUGGCUCAGAGACUGGGGAUCGGCUUCGUGCUGAUACGGAAAAAGGGGAAGCUUCCCGGUCCGACCGAGUCGGUCUCCUACGCCCUUGAGUAUGGCAAGGCUGAACUUGAAAUCCAGAGCGACGCCGUGGAACCGGGACAAAAAGUAGUUAUUGUAGAUGACUUGCUUGCAACUGGAGGUACCAUGUGGGCGGCCUGCGAGCUGAUGAAGAGGCUGAGGGCUGAAGUCCUGGAGUGCCUGGUGAUCAUAGAGUUAAAACUCCUGAAAGGGUCGGAAAAGCUCAAGUCCAUCCCUUUCCACUCCCUGCUGCAGUAUGACUGAGGAGGAGCCGGGAGAAGGGAAUGCGCGCCCUGAGCCGUGCACA